AUGUCCUCAUAUGCGUUGAUCUUUGGAAAAGCAUGUCAUUUGCCAUUAGAACUUGAACAUAAAGCAUUUUGGGCCACAAAGAAACUUAAUUUCAAUAUGGAAGUUGCAGGAGAGGCAAGGAAACUACAGUUGCUGGAAUUAGACGAGUGGAGAUUGCAAGCAUAUGAAAACGCCAAAAUUUACAAGAAGCAUACAAAGCGUUGGCACAACCAACGCAUCUGGAAAUUGAAGUCGCGUUGGUUAGGACCUUUUAUCAUUAAGGAAAUCUACCCAUAUGGAGCAGUGGAGCUGAAUAAUGAAGAUGGUACCAACGCAUUCAAGGUGAAUAGCCAAAGGAUAAAACCCUACUAUGGAGGUGAUUUCAAUCGCGAAAGUACCUCCAUUGACUUGGGAAAACCUGAAUGA
Messenger RNA from Benincasa hispida (wax gourd), 405 nucleotides. Lineage: Eukaryota; Viridiplantae; Streptophyta; Magnoliopsida; Cucurbitales; Cucurbitaceae. The record is from RefSeq and is a predicted model, not a curated record.